Cladophialophora immunda is the source of this 2186-nucleotide messenger RNA. RefSeq lists its product as uncharacterized. The coding region runs from base 169 to 1917 and encodes 582 amino acids. Gene Ontology annotation, molecular function: NADP binding; flavin adenine dinucleotide binding; N,N-dimethylaniline monooxygenase activity. The record is from RefSeq and is a predicted model, not a curated record. The transcript has 2 exons. NCBI's taxonomy places the organism in Eukaryota, Fungi, Ascomycota, Eurotiomycetes, Chaetothyriales, Herpotrichiellaceae.
CGGGCCCCGGCGAGCCGGGGCGCAGAUGGAGGAGGAUCGCAUCCUGCGGAGGCGCCACGUUGGGACAUAUUAAAUGGACUGCCAAAUAGGCCGCUUGUGCAGCCUUGCAAGAGCCCACGACUGCGAUUUCAAAACACUAGGAACUGAACCCAUAACGUUUUCGACAGCAUGAGCCAGCUCUAUUUCGACGCCCUGAUCGUGGGCGCUGGCUUCGGAGGCAUCUAUCAGCUCCACAAACUGCUGUCUCUCGGCCUCUCUGUGAAGGUCAUCGACUUUGCCGGCGAUGUGGGCGGUACCUGGUACUGGAACCGCUAUCCAGGAGCGAUGAGCGACACGGAAAGUUUUGUGUACCGGUACUCGUGGGAUAAAGACGAUCUACAGACCUACCCGUGGAGUCACCACUACGUGAAGCAACCAGACGUUCUCGCUUAUUUGGAACAUGUCGUGGACAAGUAUGAUCUACGGAAGCAUAUGCAGUUCAAUACGGAGAUGAUAUCUGCGGACUGGGAUGACGAGGCCGGUGUAUGGCGGGUCGAGGUCAGUACCGGCGACGUCUUCAUCGUGAGGUAUCUUGUCACGGCCCUUGGCCUGCUCUCGAAAGCGAACUAUCCCGAUAUUCCCGGCAUAGAGGAUUUCCGAGGCGAGAUGUGCCACACCGCGAAAUGGAGGCCAGAGCUGGACCUCACGAACAAGCGAGUUGCCGUCAUCGGGUGCGGGUCGACUGGCGUGCAAGUCAUCACGGACGUCGCGAAGAAGGUCAAGACACUCACUUGUUUCCAACGGCACCCCCAGUAUUCCGUGCCCAGUGGCGACGCCCCCGUGAGUGAAGAGUACAGAGAACACAUCAACGCACAUUACCCCGAGAUCAUGAAGCAGGUCCGCAACUCGGUGUGCGGCUUCGGCUUUGUCGAGUCAAACACCCCCUACCACGCCGUGGCCCCGGAAGAGCGCGAACAGAUCUUCGAAGCACUGUGGCAGAAGGGCAAUGGUUUCCGGUUCAUGUUCGGCGGGUUCAGCGACGUCGCCACCAAUCGCGAGGCCAACGAGGCUGCCUGCGCAUUCAUUCGCAAGAAGAUAGCCCAGACCGUUCGAGAUCCCCAAAAGGCGAAGAAGCUGAUGCCCCAUGACUAUUACGCCCGGAGGCCCCUAUGCGACGGUGGUUAUUACGAGCAGUUCAACCGGGACAAUGUUGAGAUUGUCGACGUCAACGAGACGCCGAUUACAAAGAUCACCGCGGACGGGAUCGAAGUCAGUGACGGGACGGUGCAUCAACUGGACGUCAUCAUCUUCGCCACCGGCUUUGACGCCAUCGACGGGAACUACAACCGAGUGCGAGUCCGAGGCCGGGACGGCAAGACGUUGAAGGAGCAUUGGGACCCUCGCGGCCCGACCAGCUAUCUGGGCGUCUUUGUGCCUGGGUUCCCCAACCUCUGCAUGAUCACCGGGCCUCAGGGCCCAUUCAGCAACAUCCCGCCCGCCAUCGAGAUCCACGUCGAGCUCAUCUCGCAGAUGAUCGAGCGCGCCGAAGAGACCCGGCGCCAGACCAGUGGCCGCCAGGAGUGCAAGGGCGUCAUCGAGGCCCUCCCGGACGCUGAGGAAGACUGGCUCCAGCAAUGUGAACAGGCCGCUGAGGGGAGUCUGUUCAAGGAGACGGCCUCGUGGAUCUUUGGCAGCAACGUCAAGGGCAAGAAGGUCGCGCUGCGGUUCUUCUUCGGCGGACUGGCCAAGUAUCGCGAGGCCGUGCAGGCCAUGAUCGAGGACGGAUACCGUGGCUUCGUCCCGCUUGAGGGGACGGAGCAAAAGGAGGGAGAGAAGAGAGGCCACGCCCUCGCCACUGCCGUUCCGAUUGAACAAAAGCCUGCGCCUCUCAACACCAUCACGAGCGUCCCUUCCGAGUUGGUCGAGGCUCUCAACUAAUGGGCGAAGCUGCCGAUGGCCGAAUUCCUCGCCAGCCCCUCCCGCUUUGUCUCCGGCCGAGCGACAAUCCAGGAUGCAGAUGCCACGACGAUUCUCUUCGAGGUGCCGGCUAGGGUGGGGGAUUAUCUCUCCUCCUGAAUCGGUUCCCAGAGUAUUGUGCAGGAACCACGGGCAGAUCUAGUAGCCGAACAGAACAUGAAAGUGGUCUUCUCUCAACACCUACCUAACACGAGCAUUGGGAGAAAAUCAAAUCCUACAGAUAUAGUCGC